CUGUGACGGUGGAGCAAUCCAGAUUUAUCCUUAGCUAUCGCACAUCAUAGCACAUGCCAUGCUGGGCUUGAGCCUGUAAACGCUAUAACACAAAAGAUUAUCAGGGCAAUUCGAUAGGAAAGGCUGCUGUGAGAGUGUGAGCUGCCAUUGAUUGUCCAAAGGGGCAGCGUUUCUCUUAGUUCCGGUUUGUAUGCCUGUGCUGUGUGCGAGUUGGGAUCUAAACAAAAGGCUGCCGUCAUCCUAAAGGAGAUAUUCUUCUGCAAGAGAAUCGUCUACUUGAUGCAAACCAAACAUGAGUUCCUAUUUUGUUAAUCCCCUUUUUUCCAAAUACAAAGGCAGCGAAUCAUUGGAGCCAACUUACUACGACUGCAGGUUUCCACAAAGCGUUGCCCGGAGCCACACGCUGGUGUACGGACCCGGAGCAGCCGCACCGGGCUUCCAGCACCCAUCGCAUCAUGUGCAAGACUUUUUCCAUCACGGAACCACGGGAAUCUCCAACCCAGGAUACCAGCAGAACCCGUGCGCCCUCGCUUGCCAUGGAGACGCAACGAAAUUUUAUGGAUACGAAACCCUUCCGAGGCAAACGCUUUAUGGUACCCAGCAAGACGCAAGCCUCGCGCAAUACCCAGACUGUAAAUCGUCGAGCAGCUCUAACCCCGGAGAAGGACAGGGCCACUUAAAUCAAAACUCCUCUCCCAGUCUAAUGUUUCCUUGGAUGAGACCCCACGCCCCAGGUAGACGAAACGGAAGGCAGACCUACAGCCGCUACCAAACUCUGGAACUGGAAAAAGAGUUUCUCUUCAACCCUUACCUAACACGCAAGCGUCGCAUCGAAGUGUCCCACGCCCUGAGCCUCACUGAGCGCCAGGUGAAGAUCUGGUUUCAGAACCGAAGAAUGAAGUGGAAAAAGGAGAAUAACAAAGACAAAUUUCCGGGUCAAAGAGGAGACGCCGAAGCCGAGGCAGAAGAAGAGGCCAACGAGGACGGUGAAGGGGACGAGGCUGAAGAAAAAGAAGCGGAAGAGAAAGAGGAGACCAAGGAGUGAUUUUAUGGUGUUUUAUUGUUAUAUGGCCGAAAUAGAGAAAAAGAAGUCCCAUAAACCGACAAUGAGCUAGAAGUAGUGUGAGAGCUCUAACUUUAUGACCACCAUUUGAUUUAGUAAAGUGGGAACCACUGUUAUAACGUGCAUAGAGAGCAAAUUUCGUUCCUCUUAACAGAUAUCCUGACAUACCUUGCCGACUUCCAUUCGCACACUUGUGGCUGCAUUCGAUAGAAGUAAGGUCCUCGCCUCAAAGGUUAAUUGGCACGCACGUUUAAAAUGGGAAAUGGCUUGGCAACUUCAUCAUAUUUACAUUUAAUAUCCUCAUUAAAAGCAUAGCCACAACAUGAUGAAGAUAUGACCAAUGUUCAUCCGUGUUUGUAUAUAAAUAUAUAGCCCAUUCACAAAAGAAGGACGUCAUAGGCCUAUAUAGUCAGUAAACAGUUGCCUUGCAGCGUUUAAAGCAAAUUGUGGGCUUUACUUUGUGAUAAAUCUUCAACGUCAUUCGAGCAUUGGCAGUUUAUCCAUUGACCACUAGGUCUUUGUAUAAUCUACAAACAUUUCUUAGUACUAUUAUUAAUAUUAUUUGUAUUAUUAUUGAGUCUCAUUCUUAAGUGAGUGGCCUAGACAAAGAUAGCCAUUAGUUCCUCAGAUGUCUUUUCUAGGAUAACCAGGGAAAUGCAAUCGUUUGAAAACCUUUGAUGCUACCUAAACCUGGGGAAAUUGCAAUAGAGAUUUCUGAAUAUAGAGAUUUCAUAUGGUUUAAUUUUAAAGUGUUAUAUAUGACCUUGUAUUACUAAGUUAUAUAUGUAUGUAGUACUUACCCGAUACACCUGUUGAUGACAAUUUCUAUGUCUUUGGAAGACAAUUAGCUCAAAGCCAAGCAAAGCGUUUGGAGAACCGGUACCGCGGCACUACCUAAUAACAGAGCUUUGCUUUUUCAGAAGUUUAUGCAUUGCUCUGUUUUGAUCAAACCCUUUCCCCCCCAACAACUAAGACUGCCUAAACGCACACAAAUGUGUACCUAUAAUGAUACUGCUACAAAUACAACAAUUUUAAAAUAAGGACAUUUAUUUUAAUGUGCUGGUGAUAUAGCGUAGUUGUUUUGCACUGAAUAUAAUCCACAUGUACGUCUUGUUAUAUAUUGUUGUUAAAAGUAUGCUCGUUUUUGGUGUUUCCUGUGAAAAACAGAAUAGUGUGUCCUCGCCAUUGCUGUUGAUGUAAAAGUCACAAAUAAACAAUAUGGUUCACACUCUCGUUUCAUUGUAAUUUAUUUUUCAUGCCAUGGGUACUGGGAGAAAUGAUAUCCAUACCUAGAAAAAAGGGAAUAAUGAGCAAACUUGGAGACAACAAUGUCCUUAAUGAGGCUGUUGUGAAAUACCCUCAUGAGCUGUAAACUCUGAGGAUAAUUAAACCAGGUGCCCGGGCAGCAAGGGUGCGGGUGCCAAAUUAUGUGAUUAUGGCCUUCAUAUCUUACAUCGGAAAUAUAGAAAUGAUCAUGGAAAAUUAAUUAACAGCUCCACAUUACAAUAAUGGGUUUGUAGGCUGGAUCUAGCUCGGCGCGCAGUUUCCAUAUCUAAACUUCACUCGUUCCUCCAAUCAUCUGGAUAUAAAAAAAAAUCCAGUUUUGUUUAUUAAUUGCAUCAUCUUCCUUACCUUGUAAGGACUUUAUAUGAUUCCAUUCACAGCAUGAUGAUAUUAUCAAAAAAAUAAGACACUUGAUUUAUCCGCUUAAUAAGAAGCUUUCUUACAGGUCUAUCUUGGGAAAACGAAGGCUUUAUUAAUUAAUCUUAAAGCGAAGUGGGUCCUUUUGAGAUUGUUUGUAAUAAAGUCAUGUUGUUUUAUAAUAACAAUUAACCGACAUGAUUUAAAAACGAAUGGUAGCCUACUAGAGACCCGUUGCGAAAGAAGUGGUCUCCGCCUGUUUUUGUAGAAAUUCAAGUUACAAAGAGUUGGGUUGCGUCAACGAACUAGAAUCAACACAUAAGAGCAGGCGCAGGUAUCUCAGUGCACAUUACGUGUGUCUAGUCUGAUCAAUAACACUGGUGGUGUUUUGAAGACUCAUGAAAUAAACAAUGAAAAGCUGGUUAAUUUGACACGCGAGGUCCAUAAUCACCUAAUAACUGCCAGACUAAUCAUCUAAAAAAAGAUCUGUAAGAAUGAUACCCACCCAAAAAAGAAGGCACAGUGCAACAG
Molecule: messenger RNA, 3235 nt
Organism: Gadus chalcogrammus (walleye pollock)
Lineage: Eukaryota; Metazoa; Chordata; Actinopteri; Gadiformes; Gadidae
Gene: hoxc8a
Product: homeobox C8a
Exons: 2
Coding region: 293-1045 (250 amino acids)
Biological process (GO): regulation of transcription by RNA polymerase II
Cellular component (GO): nucleus
Molecular function (GO): DNA-binding transcription factor activity, RNA polymerase II-specific; RNA polymerase II transcription regulatory region sequence-specific DNA binding
Source: RefSeq, a predicted model, not a curated record